AUGAAGAAAGUGUUCGACCAGACUGUCCGGGACCUGAAACGCGGGGUGAAUAAAAAGGUCCUCAAGGUGCCUGGCACGGAACAGAAGAUACUUGAUGCCACAAGCAACGAGCCAUGGGGCCCGCAUGGAUCCCUCCUGGCGGAGAUCGCCCAAGCAACACAUAACUAUCAUGAGUAUCAGAUGAUAAUGAAUAUCGUGUGGAAGAGGGUCAGUGAUACUGGUAAAAAUUGGCGGCAUGUGUACAAGGGAUUGAUUGUCCUGGAUUACCUGGUAGCACAUGGAACCGAGCGAGUUAUUGAUGACAUAAGGGAGCAUUCUUAUCAGAUAUCGGCACUAGCUGACUUCCAGUAUAUCGAUUCUAGUGGGAGAGAUCAAGGUAGCAAUGUCCGACGGAAAUCCCAGAGCCUCGUUAGUUUAGUUAAUGAUAAGGAAAGGAUACUGGAAGUUAGGCAGAAAGCACUUGCUACCAGAGACAAGUAUCGGAGUACAUUUGCCACAAGUGGACCACACAGGAGUCCGGGUGGAUAUGACAAUGACCGCGAUCGCUACGAAGGAGGUAGAUAUGAUAACAGGAAUGGCUAUGGGAGGGAACGAGACGGAUAUAGAGAUGAUGACAGAUACAGUGGCGCUGGAGAUACACCCAAUAGGGAUGGAGAUCGUUAUUCUAGGGAUUCUAAUGAACGCAACAGGGAAGAUGAAUACAACAGAGGAAGUAAUAGCAACCCUGAGUAUGCAGAAGGAUCAGGCCGUAGGAGCUACGGGGAUGAGGAGGCUUAUUCAUCCCGUGGUCGUGGCAGCAACGCUGAUGCACCUACUCAGGAUGAGAGGCCUAUUGAGCGGAAGGCUUCUAACCAGCAGAUUGCUUCACCACCAAGCUACGAAGAUGUUGCAGGAGAUACCCAGGACAACCAUCAUGAUGAAAGAAAUGGAGGGAGUGUGCCUGCUGCACCAAAGGCAUCUUCUCCCUCUGUACCUAGAACAAGCUUUCCCCCAGCCCCAGGGCAGGUGAAUGGUGUUCAUGAUAAGCCUGUCGAGGUUGUAGCUCCACAACCACCUGCUCCUGCUGCACAACCACCUGCUCCUGCUGAACCGAAUGGUUUUGAUGAGUUUGAUCCACGUGGAUCAGUACCAGAUGCUUCACCUCCGGUGAAUACCUCACCGAUAAUGAACAGCUUUGAGAUGGAUUUGUUUGGGUCAGAUCCUAUUGGUGCGCUGGCUUUGGUUUCUGUUCCUCAGCCGACUGACGUCCCAAGUGUCGAGCCAUCAGCAAGUUCAGGUUUUGAAACGGAUAGUUUUAUGGGCAUGCCACAUGCUUCUACCGGGUUCAGUGAGGCAAGUGAUGCUUCAAAUCCUUUUGGAGAUCCUACUCCUUUCAAGGCAGUUCAAGAAGAGAAUCAUGCACCUUCUCAGACAAAUGCGACCCCGGCUGGUUCAUUCCAGGCCACAGGAGCUGGUGCAGAUGUAAAUCCUUUCCAGCCUGCUUCAUCCACUAGCUUUGGUUUUGAAGAUACUCUCGGCGAUCUCAGUUUUGCAUCCAAUGCCGCACCUGGACAACAGGAUAUUUUUGGAAGCACCACCUCCUUACCUUCGGGGGUUUCACAUGCAAAUCCGUCCCAACAGGCACCCCCUGCUUAUGUUCCCUCCCAGGCAUCUCAGCCUAUCACUCAUGCUGCUCCCAUGUUUGCUCAGCCACAAGCAUAUCCUGCAGCCACGAACCCAUCAUCAUUUUCUCAGGCUGCUGCGCCAUCAUUUGCUCCUCCACAGCUACCUCAACAUGCUGCACCAUCAUUUGCUCCUCCACAGGCACCUCAACAUGCAGCUCCCAAUCUACCAUCAGGCCCAUCAAACUUUUAUAUGCAACCGGCUUCACAGAAUGGAGCACCACCAUCCUAUGUUCCUCCACAGUCUUCUCAUCUUCCACCUCAACAUGCACCUCAGCAAAGCUUCCUCCCACAAACUGCCGCACCAGCACCACAGGCACCAUCAAUUUCUCGAGGGGCAUCUCAGCCUUUUGGUGCUCCAAAUUCAGUGCCAUCUGGUGCCAGCACUCCUCUGCAGUCAAGUUUAUCAGCUCCCCCAGAAACACUAAUUUCAGCUUUGCAAGUUAGUCAGACCCAGCCAGUGAAGAAAUUUGAGCCCAAAUCCACAGUUUGGUCUGAUACAUUGACCCGGGGUCUUGUCGAUUUCAACAUUUCUGGCGCAAAAACCAAUCCACAUGCAGAUAUUGGAGUGGACUUUGAUUCAAUCAACCGCAAGGAUAAAAGGCAAGAUAAGAAGAUCUCUCAAGCACCUGUAGUAUCUACGAUCACCAUGGGCAAGGCAAUGGGAUCUGGCUCUGGCAUUGGUCGAGCUGGUGCGAGUGCCGUUGCACCCCCUCCCAACCCAAUGGGUGCCGGGCGGGGUGUCGGUAUUGGUGGUCCUGGUUAUGGUGGCGGAAUGGGAAUGAACCGACCAAUGGGGAUGGGAAUGGGAAUGAACCAACAACCCAUGGGAAUGGGGAUGGGGAUGGGCCAGCAACCGAUGGGGAUGAACCAACAACAGAUGGGAAUGGGCAUGGGGAUGAACCAACAACAGAUGGGAAUGGGAAUGGGGAUGAACCAACAACAGAUGGGAAUGGGGAUGGGGAUGGGCAUGAACCAGGGGAUGGGGAUGCGGCCUCCUCAGAUGGGGAUGGCUCCCGGCGGCAUGCCGGGCGCUGGCUACAACCAGAUGGGCGCUGGAUAUGGCGGGCAGCAGCCAUACGGCGGGUACAGGUGA
Molecule: messenger RNA, 2757 nt
Organism: Triticum turgidum subsp. durum (durum wheat)
Lineage: Eukaryota; Viridiplantae; Streptophyta; Magnoliopsida; Poales; Poaceae
Source: the annotation of a GenBank genome assembly